This is a messenger RNA of Bubalus bubalis (water buffalo), 2093 nucleotides long. RefSeq names its product caudal type homeobox 2 (gene CDX2). Gene Ontology annotation, molecular function: RNA polymerase II transcription regulatory region sequence-specific DNA binding; DNA-binding transcription factor activity, RNA polymerase II-specific. Lineage: Eukaryota; Metazoa; Chordata; Mammalia; Artiodactyla; Bovidae. Gene Ontology annotation, biological process: embryo development; anterior/posterior axis specification; regulation of transcription by RNA polymerase II. The coding region runs from base 150 to 1070 and encodes 306 amino acids. The record is from RefSeq and is a predicted model, not a curated record. Gene Ontology annotation, cellular component: nucleus. The transcript has 3 exons.
GAGGAGCCGGCGGAGCUUCGCGGGCCGGAGUGCAGCCACCCGCCGUUCCGGCGCCCCCUAGCCCCCUUCGCCAGCGCGGCGCCCCCCAGCAGCCUCCAGCGUCCGUCCCUGGGCAGCAUGGUGAGGUUCGCCGUCGGGCCCUCGCCACCAUGUACGUGAGCUACCUCCUGGACAAGGACGUGAGCAUGUAUCCCAGCUCCGUGCGCCACUCCGGCAGCCUCAACCUGGCCCCGCAGAACUUCGUCAGCCCCCCGCAGUACCCGGACUACGGCGGAUACCAUGUGGCGGCCGCGGCCGCCGCCGCCGCCAACCUGGACAGCGCGCAGUCCCCGGGGCCGUCCUGGCCUGCCGCCUACGGCGCCCCGCUCCGCGAGGACUGGAACGGCUACGCGCCGGGGGGCGCGGCGGCCGCCGCCAACGCCGUAGCGCACGGCCUCAACGGGGGCUCCCCGGCCGCCGCCAUGGGCUACAGCGGGCCAGCCGAUUACCACCCGCACCAUCACCCGCACCACCACCCGCACCACCCGGCCGCCGCGCCCUCCUGCGCCUCCGGCUUGCUGCAGACGCUCAACCCCGGCCCCCCCGGGCCGGUCGCCACCGCCGCCGCCGAGCAGCUGUCGCCCGGCGGCCAGCGGCGGAACCUGUGCGAGUGGAUGCGGAAGCCCGCGCAGCCGGCGCUGGGCAGCCAAGUGAAAACCAGGACGAAAGACAAAUACCGGGUCGUGUACACGGACCACCAGCGUCUGGAGCUGGAGAAGGAGUUUCACUACAGUCGCUACAUCACCAUCCGGAGGAAAGCUGAACUGGCCGCCACGCUGGGGCUCUCAGAGAGGCAGGUUAAAAUUUGGUUUCAGAACCGUAGAGCAAAGGAAAGGAAAAUCAACAAGAAGAAGUUGCAACAGCAGCAGCAACAGCCACCCCCGCCUUCUGGGCCACAGCCUCCCCAGCCACAGCCAGGUCCACUGAGAAGCGUCCCGGAGCCCCUGAGCCCCGUGUCUUCCCUGCAAGGCUCAGUGCCUGGGGUUCUGGGGCCAGCUGGGGGGGUGUUAAACCCUACUGUCACCCAGUGACCCGCAGCGGCCUGCAGUAGCAAUUCCAGGCUGAGCCAUGAGGAGCAUGGACUCUGCUAGAACCCUCAGGAAAGACCCCCUCCCCUCUCACUCACUAAUGUUUACCAGCUGACCUAGCCCUCCGAGCAGAAACAAACGGGGGCCUGGGGGAAAGACAACUGUGGUUGGGGGCCUCAAGGAUGACAUUCUCCUAGAUUUUGACUUUUUCCGUUCUGACUCUUUCUGCCAAGUGAGGAGAUGGGAAAAGACACCCAGGCUUCCUUUAGUACUGGCAGACACGCUGCCUGGACUGGCGGAACAGACCAGCCUUUCAGUCCCCUGGUCCUCAGCUCUUGGCCUCCCAGAUCUGCAGGACACGUCUCUGGUUGGAGCUAAGGCGGGAAAGGGGCUCAGGGGACUGCCAGGGAUGGAACCAAGAUGGUUAGGUCUACUAACUGCCCUCCAAGGUCCCCCUGGCCCUUCUCACCUCUAGGGCAGGCAAGAUUUAAGCUGCAGAAGUCAGAGGCAGCUGAGAUGGAGACCUGGGCCCACUGAAGUGUGCAGAACCCCCAGGUCUUUGUCUUUCUUCUCUUCCCUUCCCAGUGCAGGAAAGGCUUGGCUGGUGUAUGCACGUGGUCUGUGGUAGUGUGAGAGGGUGGUUGCUGGACUCCAGGCCUGACAAGGAGGGGGGCGGCCCUGGACAGGGCCUUGUUUAGAAUGCCUGUCACCAGAGCCUCUCUGGACUGAAUGUAUGUCAGUGCUAUAAAUGCCAGAGCCAACCUGGACUUCCUGUGAUUUUCACAAUCUUGGGGCUGAUGAAAAAGGGGGAGUUUCUGUUGUUGUUGCUGCUGUUUGGGUUGUUGGUCUGUGUAACAUCCAAGCCAGCAUUUUAAAAGCCUUCUGGAUCCAUGGGGAGAGAAGUGAUAUGGUGAAGGGAAAUGGGGGUGGGGGGGGGGGGGGGGGUGGUAUUUGAACACAGUUGAAUUUUUUUUUUUUUCUAAAAAGAAAAGAGAUAAAGGAGCUUUCCAGAUUUCAGAUUCUGUA